CAGUUUCCAUGGAAACCCACAGGUUUCCCACCCAGCGGCUGUCUGGGCAGGCUCCCAGCCUGGGCCUCCCUCAUCCACCACUCUUCUCCAGCCUCAGCUUCUUUGCGUCCUCUCUGCCUGCAGCCCUUCACUGAACCUCAGGCCUUCUUUAGGGGCCGAGACCUCCUCUUAAACUUCAGCUCCUCACAAACAGGCCUCCACAGCUUCUGCUCUUCUUCUCAGGCCUCUCUUGCCUGCUAGGUCAUUCCCCCCUUUGUUCUGUUGCUCAUCCCACACAUGGAGAACCCAGGACUGAUUGUGCAUGGGCGGGCUGCACCCUUUUCCACAGCACUCCGAAGCCUUGUCAACAAUCCCCGGUACAGCGAUGUUUGCUUUGUUGUUGGUCAAGAACGGCAAGAGGUGUUUGCCCACCGGUGUUUGUUGGCCUGUAGAUGCAACUUCUUCCAGAGACUUUUGGGCACAGAGCCGGGCCUUGGGGUACCUAGUCCUGUGGUGCUAAGCACUGUGCCAGCCGAGGCCUUCUUAGCUGUGCUGGAGUUCCUGUAUACCAACAGUGUCAAGCUGCACCGAUACUCUGUGCUGGAAGUGCUGACAGCAGCUGUGGAAUAUGGGCUGGAGGAACUUCGAGAGUUAUGCCUGGAGUUUGUGGUGAAGGUGCUGGAUGUGGAGUUGGUUUGUGAGGCCCUGCAGGUUGCUGUAACCUUUGGCCUGGGGCCGCUGCAGGAGCGGUGCAUAGCCUUCAUAGAGGCUCACAGCCAGGAGGCGCUCCGCACCCGUGGCUUCCUGGAGCUGUCGGCCACUGCGCUGCUGCCGGUGUUACGCAGUGACAAGCUCUGCGUGGACGAGGCUGAGCUGGUCCAGGCAGCCCGAAGCUGGGCGCGCGUGGGCGCCGCGGUGUUGGAGCGACCGGUGGCCGAGGUGGCGGCUCCAGUGGUUCGAGAGCUGAGACUAGCCUUGCUGGCUCCAGCGGAGCUGAGCGCCCUGGAAGAGCAGAACCGACGGGAGCCGUUCAUCCCGGGGGAGCAAAUUGUGGAGGCGUGGAAGUGCCACGCCCUACGGAGAGGAGAUGCGGCCCGGGACGCACCGUGCAGACGGCGAAGGGGAACUUUACCCCGGGAUCACCACCGGUUUCUGGACCUUCGGUUCAAAUGACCUACUUCCGGAACGUGGGAGGAUUUUGAUCUCACCCCAAACUACAGCUCCCGAGGUGCUCUGCGCUCGAGGCGAGCUUCCGCCCCCAGCAGGCCUAGCGAGCCGGGGGUCGGGAGGACCGUUCCCCGUCUGAAGCAAAACCCAAAGCCUCCGCCUAGAAGUAGGGGCGGGGUAGUGGGCCAGAGGUUGGGGCUGUACAGUGAGCUCGGGUGACGCCCCGAGGCCGGAAGUGAGGGUGUCCUUUGUUCCGUGAGCUCACCCCGCAUCCUGCUGCCGGUCUGUCCUCUGUGUCUCUGUAUUCGGAUGACUCUGGUAUCUAUUUAGCUCAUCGUCUUUAAAACAAAUCGGCUUCCUGGC
Mesocricetus auratus (golden hamster) is the source of this 1509-nucleotide messenger RNA. It is a transcript of the gene Btbd19, whose product is annotated as BTB domain containing 19. Gene Ontology annotation, molecular function: protein binding. The coding region runs from base 277 to 1152 and encodes 291 amino acids. The transcript is spliced from 8 exons. NCBI's taxonomy places the organism in Eukaryota, Metazoa, Chordata, Mammalia, Rodentia, Cricetidae. The record is from RefSeq and is a predicted model, not a curated record.